Molecule: messenger RNA, 6338 nt
Organism: Girardinichthys multiradiatus
Lineage: Eukaryota; Metazoa; Chordata; Actinopteri; Cyprinodontiformes; Goodeidae
Gene: fmn2a
Product: formin 2a
Exons: 17
Coding region: 713-5416 (1567 amino acids)
Biological process (GO): intracellular transport
Cellular component (GO): nucleus; cytoplasm; endoplasmic reticulum membrane
Source: RefSeq, a predicted model, not a curated record
CAUUUAAUUGGUGUAAUCAGGAUAUUGAGACUAUCAGCAGUUUCUUAAUUGUUGUGACUUGUACUGGUUCGUUGUAGGGGAUUGACUAAUGUCUGACACCUUUCACUUCACAUCAAGGUAAAUUUUUUUAUUUUAUUUUGGAUUUUAACAUAAACUUAAUCUCAGAAUUCUACAUCAAUCCAGAAAAAAUAUGAAGAUUUCAGGAGAAAACAACUAAUUCUAGUUUUAAUUGUAACACAGAUACAGUUAAUUCAGAUAAAAUGCUGUCUGUAUUGCUGAAAGUUUUAGUUCUGCACAAAAUCUGGUAUUUAAUGUUUUAUUUUUUUGUAUUCUCUCCAGGCAAAAGUAAACGUGUUUGUGUAUUUUUGUUAAAAUUGAAUCAGCUAUACUCAUGUCAUCUUGAUACUUAGGUCUGUAAGUUGCUAUUUCUGGGAGGGCACAGCUGAAACUUGUUAGAUGAUUGAACAAAUGGCUUAAAAGUGGCAACAAGGCAAAAGUGGAAAGAAUAACUUGAGUUUUGACAGUUUUGUAAGGUGAAAUCACUUUUUUCACAUGUUUUUUAUGUCACUGUUCAGCAUCCUAGCUCCUCUGCUAAAUGUUCACUGAAUAAAUACUGCAGUUGGCUUUGACUUUUUAUACACUUGUAUGGCUCCAUUUUGAGCCCUGAUCAAGUUAGUGAAGGGAGUCAGACACUGCUAAAUGGAAGACGGCCAUGGAGUUUAAACAUGUGAUGAGCAAAAUACCAACUUCAUGUGACCCAUUGCUAAGGAGCAGCCCAGAGACGAAGACAGACACCCAUUUGUGUUAUUUUCUUCAGUCAGCACUAAACCAGCGACAAGAAUCCAGCAGUCAGCAACGUGUGCAGAUCUCCUUCCUUCUGGAUGAAGUCAAAGUGGCCAUAAUGCACACUAUUAAGACAGUGGAAACCCAGGUUCCCUUUCUUAAGGAGAGUUUCUUUACUUCCACCUUUAAAGGCAGGAGGAAGAGUAGUGUGACCCACAUCCUCCACAAACAGCAGUCCUUCUUAGAUCAACAGCAGUGCAUUUUAGAACACCAGCAGCAAACUCCUAAGCAGCCUCCUCCCAGUUCGGUUGAAAAUGUAACGGGGCAGCAGACCCCCAAGCAUCAGCGGCUUGCUCGCUCGAUCAGCAACCCGUUAUGCAAGAUGCUCGAGCCUGCACAAGCAGAUGGGGACAGGAAGGAGGGGCAAAAGGAGAGAAGGGGUCAGAGAAUAAAAGAGGCUUUGCAUGGGAGGAGGAGGGGGGAGCCUGUGACUGACAGUGCCAGUCUCCUCCUCCUUUCAUCGUCGUCAUCAGGAGCAGCAGUGCUGGGGCAGCCAGCAUCAUCCUCACAUCUGCUGUCAGCAGUGGUGGGCAGACAGCAGGGAUUUACUGGCUCUGGAAGAACUUGGACCAAAAAAGGACCGGCAUCAGUGGUAGUCCAAGGGGAACCCCAGAAUCCCCAACCUCAGGCCCAGCACCAUGGCUUGCUAGCUAAGGGUGUUCGCUUAAUUAGAAAUAUGGGAAACCAGGAGACAAAGCAGAAGAAAGGAGGAGGAAGUGGUGGAGCUGCAGGGGAUGUCAGCUGUGAUUGUGAAGCUAAUGAAAGAGAGGUGGACAAACAAUCUAAAAAGGCAAAUAAUAAGGUAUGUAAAGGAGGAGAACACAGUGCUAAGAACAAAAUAAAGCCAGAGUCGAAAGGUUCUGUGUUUUCUGGCAUGAAGAUUAGGAAAACUUUAUCCAAAGUGAAAGGUUUGUCUAAGGAUGACGUGUUGGGAGCUGGGAAAUCAGCAGAUGAGCUCAAGCCUGGCACAGAGGCAAGCUUCUUGCCUGAUGAGAUGGGAAUGGUGUUAGAUAUCGAGGGAGAUCUUAGCCAUUUGAUCGCAGACAGUUGCCAGUCUGUGGAGGACUUUGGACGCAAGACGAGCUCGGAGUCGGACAGUGACCUUUACAGUUUUCACUCAGCUGCAGCUGAAACUGAUGAUCUUCUUUCGGAUAUCCAGCAGGCUAUUCAAGAAAAAUGUAUAGCUAGCUCCAGGGUUUUAGAAACAGUGCCUAGACCUACAUCUGAAGGAUUAACUUGUAAGGUGAGUGAAGUCUCAGACACAAAUGUAUCUCCAAAACUAUUCACUCUGGAAAAGGACAAAUUGUCUUCAUCUGAAAGUGUAGCUCAAGAACUUCAUAAAAAACUUGAGAAUAAAAGUACAAACUCAUCAAGUGAAAGUGGAGCCCCAUCCUGUGUUGUUGACAUAGAAAAAAGUAGCAGCAGCAGCAUCCUACCAAAAACUAACAGCGACUACAGCUUCCAGGAUACUACAGCAACUACUUCAUUUGAGAGUGCUGAGGAGCCCCAGGAUGAUCUAGAGAGCCCUGAUGUACCUCCACAGCAAAGUCAAGGUCAUCAUGCUACACAAAAUAGAAACACAUGUGUGCCAUGUAUCCAUUUAGAUCCAGUAUCUCCUGGAAGAAGACCAGCUGGGACUCACAAGAGUGCAAGCAGUCUGGAUCUCUCGCUUGUGAGGGAUGACGAGGAAAAGGUUAGACCAGACUUUCUGCCACUCGAAAGGAGGAAAAGCAGCAUAUCUAUCAGUCACCUGAUGGCUGAUGGCCUCCCUGUAUCUCAGACUAGACGAACAUCCGCCACCUCCCCCUCUACUGUAAAACUCUACCCUCCAGUCCACCCAUCAUAUGUCAAGACCACCACCAGGCAGCUCACCUCUCCAGUUGGAUCCCCCCUUACUAGUCCCAAUGUGCCAAGGAAAAGGGAGGCCACCAAUGCUUCUUUGGAAUCCAGUAGGCCUGAGGGGCUUGAAAAGCCCAAGCAGAGGUCAAGCUCUAUUACUGGACCUUAUAGAGUCUCUGGAGACUGGUCAGCAGAGUUAGACUUGGUAGAAAGUCAGACUGGUGUGGCAAAACCUCCAGAGCAGGAGACCACAGAGAAAUGUCACACAGUAGGGACUUAUUGGACCCUUGGCUCCAAGAGAGCACAAUUUGGAAAGAGAACCUCCACAACACCAUACCUAGAUGUCUUCUCUGGUCAGACUCUAUUGGAAAAGCUUUGCAUGCACUAUGGAGAUGGGGCUGCAGAUGAUGAGGCGAAGGAACUGUGUCACCGAAUGCUGGUCCAUGGUCUGCUGCAACCCUUUAGUGACAGCAACACAGAACACCGCAGUGAUGGGACUGUCUCUGCAGUCUUCAGUGUGGAGCAGUUGUAUACCUGGGCGUCUGUGGGCCUCCCAGUGUCCUCCCACCUGUGGGAUCUCUAUGGGAGAGGUUUGAGAUCCCCUUUGCAUCGCUCAUCAUCUAAACCAUCUAGUGCACUGCACUUUCAGACGGAAUCUAGCAGAUUGAAGUCAGGUCAGUCAUCUUCAGAGGAUGAAAGCUGCCUCAUCCCUCAGCUGGAGAAGAAAAUUGAGGAGUUGCAGAGUAAGAUUGCUGUACUGCAGAAUCAUCGGCCCUCCUUGGUGAAGUGCAGUGAGGAUAAUGUCAGAGUUCUUAGAAAUGACCGCUGCAAAGCUUUUCAGAAAAAAGAAGAAAAACUGGAGGCGUCUGUUCAGACUUCACCUGUAGAUGAAGGGUUUAAAUUUGAUGAAUCUUUGAAUGGAGGAAUUGACCGCAAGUCAUCUUCAGUUAGAUCUUCCAGCCUCAAGUCUACCGAAAGCUUUGUGUGCACCUGCAAAGAAAGGCUGCAAAAUUGCACCAUCCCAGGUCCUCCACCUCCACGUCUUUGUCUUCCCCCUAUAAUCUCAGAAGGCAUGCCCCCUCCACCUCCACCACCUCCCCUUCCUCAGAUCCCUGGUGUUGGACCUUGUCCACCACCUCCUCCUCCUCCGCCUCCACCACCAGGCUUUGGGCCUCCACCCCCACCUCCUCUGCCUGGAAUGGGACCCCCUCCUCCACCUCCUCCACCAGGAAUGGGACCACCACCCCUACCAGGAAUAGGACCCCCUCCUCCACCUCCACCACUAGGAAUGGGACCCCCUCCUCCAGGCUGCAUCCCUCCACCUCCAGGUCCUAUUCUUUCCCUGAUGGUUCAGGAAGCAUCCCCUGCCAAAGCCAUGAUAGAGCCCCCCAAGCCAAUGAAGCCGCUCUACUGGACCCGCAUUCAGUUGCACGCUAAAAAAAACCCUGGAUCACUGGUGUGGGAAAAAAUUGAGGAGCCAACUAUUAACUUUGAAGAAUUUGUGGAUCUGUUCUCCAAAAGUGCUGUUAAGGAGAAGAAGAAACCAAUUUCAGACACAAUCAGCAAAUCAAAGGCCAAACAGGUGGUAAAAUUGUUGAGCAACAAGCGUUCGCAGGCUGUUGGGAUUCUGAUGUCCAGCAUUCACCUGGACAUGAAGGACAUCCAGAAUGCUGUCCUAAAUAUGGACAACACUGUUGUUGAUCUGGAGACUCUGCAAGCACUUUAUGAAAAUAGGGCUCAGAAUGAUGAGAUUGAUUCCAUUAGGAAGCACAUGAAAUCCAGCCAAGACAAGGACGAUGCAAAGCCACUGGACAAACCAGAGCAGUUUCUAUUCCAGCUAUCACAAAUUCCCAAUUUCUUCCAGCGGCUGUUCUGCAUCCUGUUUCAAUCAUCUUUUCAUGAGUGUAUUACCUCAAUUUUGCGUAAAAUUGUAAUCCUGCAAAGAGUAUGCAAGACUCUCCAGAGUAGUGAGGUCGUAUUGCAGAUACUUGGCCUUGUGCUGGCGUUUGGCAACUUCAUGAAUGGAGGUAAUCGGUCUCGAGGUCAGGCUGAUGGCUUCAUCUUGGACAUCCUGCCAAAACUGAAGGAUGUUAAAAGCAGUGAUAACUCCACAAGUCUUUUGUCUUACAUUGUUGCUUACUAUCUGAAGCACUUUGAUGAGGAUGCUGGCAGAGAGACAUGCCUCUACCCUCUGCCUGAGCCCCAGGAUCUUUUUCAAGCCUCCCAAAUGAAGUUUGAGGAUUUUGAAAGAGAUCUACGCAAGCUGAAGAAAGACUUAAGUGCAUGUUUGGCUGAAACAGAGAAAGUUUGCAAACUUUCCUCUGAAGAAAACCUGCAACCCUUCAAAGACAAAAUGGCUGCCUUUCUGACACAAGCCAAGACUGAGCUGGAAAUGCAGGAAAAGCAGCUAGCAGACACCCAGAAGAUCUUUUUGGAGUUGAGUCUAUCCUUCUCGGUAAAACCCAAGGCGGGAGAGAAAGAAGUCUCUCCAAACACAUUCUUCUCCAUUUGGCACGAGUUUUCUUCAGAUUUUAAGGAACAGUGGAAGAAGCAGAAUAAGCUUUUAUUACAGGAACGGGUGAAAAAGGCAGAGGAGAGCUUCAAACAGGCCAGGCAGAAAGCUACAUAUAACGUGACAACCAAAAACGCAACUGGAAUAGUACGCUAUUUUCUUUUUUCCACCUUUCUCCUCUUUCUUUCCAUUUUCUCACUUGACAGACUUCAUUGCUUAUAAAUCUCCAUCUGUAUAUAAAAUUUGAAGGUUAUUUAGUGUAAACAACCUAGACCUAUUUUUGUAUUUCACAGAAAGCAAAGCUGGGUAAGAAGAUCUGAAGCGGAAAAUGGAUAAUCAUCUGAACUUCUUGUUGCACAAGAACAAUCUGACAUAAUUCAGUAGUUUCAAAAUAGAUUGUCCUAACUGCUGGUUGGUAUGUUUCUGAAUCUAGGUCGACUUAAAACAAGAUGUUGGUCUGCAACCAAACUAAAGUCUUUAAAUAGUCAUUUUAGCCAGAAAAUGUCAACAAAACAUGGGCUUUUAGCAUUAUGCCCAAAUUUUAUCUAUUUUUUUUUACCCUAAGUAUAAUUGUUUUUCCACUGUUCUGUGUAAGAAUUCUAUAUGUUUAUAAGGAAAACAUUUUCUUAUUUAGGUUUGGUGAAAAGCACAAAAUCUUCGAUUUUUAUAUGGGAAAAAUGGUGCCUUAUUAAAGGGCUUAGGUAGCAAAUGCAUAAUGCAGAACAUGUCUUUUUUUCCACAUUUUCGUGUAAAUAACAUGCCUGUUAAAGAGAAAAAUCAGUUUUAAAAGUGGUUUGGAUUUAGUUCACACAAGUGUCAGAAAUGGGUGAUGGUUUAAUUGUUUUAUAAAGAGCACCUCUUCUACUACCUUUUUCUUACACAAACUCACAUAUCAACAUGGUGUGAUCUGAUGAGUUGUACUAUUUUCCUGUUAAGCAGUAUUUUUUAUUAAUAUGCUUUAUUUUGAGCAAAAUCCUAUGCAUGUAAUUUACCUAUCCUGCCGUGUCAAAGUGUGAAUUCCUUUACAUUAGACAAGCAAUUGGAUCACGUUAAGAUUUUUUACAUGGGCAAUGCCAAAACUGUUUUAAAUAACAUUGAACAUAAAAUAUAAAACUUAUUCAAUAAAACCAAUUAUAUAAAUUUG